This is a messenger RNA of Poeciliopsis prolifica (blackstripe livebearer), 13245 nucleotides long. RefSeq names its product transient receptor potential cation channel, subfamily M, member 3 (gene trpm3). The record is from RefSeq and is a predicted model, not a curated record. Gene Ontology annotation, molecular function: monoatomic cation channel activity. Bases 829 to 6228 code for a protein of 1799 amino acids. The transcript is spliced from 27 exons. Gene Ontology annotation, biological process: protein tetramerization; monoatomic cation transmembrane transport. Lineage: Eukaryota; Metazoa; Chordata; Actinopteri; Cyprinodontiformes; Poeciliidae. Gene Ontology annotation, cellular component: membrane.
UCACAUCUCUUCCUUCUCUUCCCAUUCUCUCCAUCAGCCCUCCUACCACUGUAUCUCUCCAUCACUCCUCCUUUUCCCAUGUACAGAAACAAUCAUUCUCUCCUCUCUCCAUAUUUUCAGCUGGUUCAUCAGUUUUGCUUGAUAUCAUUAUUCCAUCUCAUUUUUCCUUCACCCUCUCUCUCUCUCAAUCUCUUUUCCAUUCUCUCUGUUUUCAUCUUGGAGACAGGAGUGUGAAUGCAGUCUCAAAUCUAAGUCUCCUCUCUGCUUAUGCGCUCUGCGCUACGAUCCUUCUUCCUCUCCCCUCCGUGCUUUACUGCACUGCUCACAUCCCCUCUCUCCACAUCUCCUUCUCUUCCUCACUUUCUCCUUCUCUACCUGCAUCUCUGUCUCACCACAGGCUUGCAUCUCUGCUGGGCAUUGCUGUGCUCUGCUUUGCCAUUUGGAGGAAGGCUGUACGCUCUGGGGAUCUUUUUGCGCCAGGGCUGAGCACACUCCGGCUUCUUGCAGAGGAGGAUUUAGCCGCUCUUGGUGCACCAGGUUUGACUUGCUUUGGAUUCCUUGGAUCUGUGGGAGCUGGAGAACAGGGGAGGACAGGAGGAGGAGGAGAGGAGUGAGAGGUUUACUGGCUUGGAGGAGUCGCGGCUUCAAGGUGGUGGCGGUGGCGGCUGAUGGUUGCCUGUCGAGGGUCAUGCCCUGGGACUUGCACAUUAUUCGGCAGUUGGAGUUGGAGACCCUCUCCCAUUUUUGCCCCCCUCGUGGGGCAGAACUAAUCCUGGUGCCGGGGAAAGCUACCGGGCACCAGUGGCUGCAGCGUGAAGAGUGGACACCAUGAACCAGCUGGACGCACCAAGACCACUUAACUGGACCAUCAGGAAACUGUGCCAUGCAGCCUUCCUGCCAUCUGUGCGCCUGCUAAAGGCACAGAAAUCGUGGAUAGAAAGGGCAUUCAGCAAGAGAGAAUGUGUUCGUAUCAUAGUGAGCGCCAAAGACCCCCAUAGGUGCUGCUGCGGUCGUCUCAUAGGUCAGCAUGUGGGUUUGCCUCCAGGUAUCUCAUCCAGUCAAAAUGACAAGGCAGAGCGUUUGGCCAAGAAUGACAGCCUGUCAGAGAAGUGGUCAAUCAGCAAGCACACACAGCUCAGCCCCACCGAUGCCUUCGGCACCAUUGAGUUCCAGGGAGGAGGACACUCCAACAAAGCCAUGUAUGUGCGAGUGUCUUAUGACACUAAGCCUGACUUGCUGCUCCACCUGAUGACCAAGGAGUGGCAGCUGGAGCUUCCUAAGCUGCUCAUCUCAGUCCAUGGAGGCCUACAGAACUUCGAGUUACAGCCUAAGCUCAAGCAGGUCUUUGGCAAAGGGCUCAUCAAGGCAGCCAUGACGACAGGGGCCUGGAUAUUUACAGGAGGAGUUAACACAGGAGUGAUACGGCAUGUGGGGGACGCACUGAAAGACCACGCCUCCAAAUCAAGAGGCAAAAUCUGCACCAUUGGAAUAGCUCCAUGGGGCAUCGUAGAAAAUCAGGAGGACCUUGUUGGCAAAGAUGUGGUGCGUCCGUACCAAACUAUGUCCAACCCCAUGAGCAAGCUGACGGUUCUCAACAGUCUCCACUCCCACUUCAUCCUGGCAGACAAUGGCACAACAGGAAAGUACGGAGCUGAAGUCAAACUGCGACGCCAGCUGGAGAAACACAUCUCCCUGCAGAAGAUCAACACACGGAUCGGCCAGGGAGUACCAGUGGUGGCUCUUAUCGUGGAGGGCGGCCCUAAUGUGAUCUCCAUUGUGCUGGAGUACCUCAGGGACACUCCUCCGGUCCCUGUGGUGGUGUGUGAUGGUAGUGGAAGAGCCUCAGACAUCUUGGCCUUUGGACACAAAUACUCAGAGGAAGGAGGCAUAAUUAAUGAGUCUCUUAGAGACCAGCUGCUGGUGACCAUCCAGAAGACCUUCACAUACAGCCGCACACAGGCCCAACAUCUGUUCAUCAUCCUCAUGGAGUGCAUGAAGAAAAAGGAACUGAUAACAGUUUUCCGGAUGGGCUCUGAGGGUCACCAGGACAUUGACCUUGCCAUCCUCACUGCAUUGCUCAAAGGUGCCAAUGCUUCAGCCCCAGACCAGCUGAGUUUGGCUCUUGCGUGGAACAGAGUGGACAUUGCACGAAGUCAGAUCUUCAUUUAUGGACAGCAGUGGCCUGUGGGUUCCCUGGAACAGGCGAUGCUGGAUGCUUUGGUUUUGGACAGAGUGGACUUUGUCAAGCUGCUGAUUGAAAAUGGUGUCAGCAUGCACCGCUUUCUCACGCUUUCCAGACUGGAGGAGCUGUAUAACACGCGACACGGACCAUCAAACACCCUUUACCACCUUGUCAGAGAUGUCAAAAAGCGAGAAUAUCCAGGGUUCAGUUGGAUCUACUUCAAGGGAAACCUGCCGCCGGACUACCGCAUCAGCCUCAUCGACAUUGGACUGGUCAUUGAAUACCUCAUGGGUGGGGCGUAUCGAUGCAACUACACCAGGAAGAGAUUCAGAACACUAUACCAUAACCUCUUUGGGCCCAAAAGGCCCAAGGCACUGAAGCUGCUGGGGAUGGAGGAUGACAUGCCAAUCCGGAGAGGCCGGCAGAAGACGACACGUAAGCGAGAGGAAGAGGUGGACAUUGAUUUGGAUGAUCCCGAGAUAAACCACUUCCCCUUUCCCUUCCACGAGCUCAUGGUGUGGGCUGUACUCAUGAAGCGCCAGAAGAUGGCACUGUUCUUUUGGCAGCAUGGCGAGGAAGCAAUGGCCAAGGCCCUGGUUGCAUGUAAGCUGUGUAAGGCUAUGGCACACGAAGCGUCUGAGAAUGACAUGGUGGAUGACAUCUCCCAAGAACUCAACCACAACUCCAGAGAGUUCGCCCAGCUAGCUGUGGAGCUCCUAGACCAGUCCUAUAAACAGGAUGAGCAGAUGGCAAUGAAGCUACUGACAUACGAGCUCAAAAACUGGAGCAACGCCACCUGCCUGCAGCUGGCGGUAGCAGCUAAACACCGAGAUUUCAUCGCCCAUACCUGCAGUCAGAUGCUGCUGACCGACAUGUGGAUGGGGCGUCUCCGUAUGCGCAAAAAUUCAGGCCUCAAGGUCAUCUUAGGCCUGCUUCUUCCACCGUCCAUCCUGAGCCUAGAGUUCAAAAACAAGGAUGAGAUGUCCUACAUGCCGCAGGAUCAGGACACGUACCUGCAGGAGAAGGAGGAGGAGGAGCCAGAGAAACCAGUCAAAGAAAAAGAGGAGGAGGACAUGGAGUUCACAGUAAGAUCUUACUGUGAGACGCAGUACAACUCUGUGGCGAUGCUGGGUAAGGUAACCACAGAGACAUCCAGAAAGAAGGAUGUUGAGGAGGUUCAGAGCCGCCACCGCCUUAUCCCCAUGGGACGCAAGAUAUAUGAGUUCUACAACGCUCCAAUUGUCAAGUUCUGGUUUCAUACGAUGGCAUAUGUGGGGUACCUGAUGUUGUUUAACUACAUUGUCCUGGUUAAGAUGGACCUGUGGCCUUCUCCUCAAGAGUGGAUUGUCAUUGCUUACAUUUUCACCAAUGGCAUUGAAAAGAUGAGAGAGAUCUUGAUGUCAGAGCCGGGAAAGUUGCUACAGAAGGUAAAGGUGUGGCUACAAGAGUACUGGAACAUCACUGACCUCAUGGCCAUCCUCAUCUUCUCCGUCGGUAUGGUCCUACGCCUCCAGGAGCCACCGCUCAUGAACUACGGGCGGGUCAUCUACUGCGUCAACAUCAUCUACUGGUACAUUCGGCUGCUCGACAUCUUCGGAGUCAACAAGUACCUGGGGCCCUACGUGAUGAUGAUUGGCAAGAUGAUGAUCGACAUGAUGUAUUUUGUCAUCAUCAUGUUGGUAGUGCUCAUGAGUUUUGGGGUGGCACGUCAGGCCAUCCUCAAUCCUAACGAAGACCCGUCCUGGAUGUUGGCCAGAAACAUUUUCUUCAUGCCUUACUGGAUGAUCUAUGGGGAGGUGUUUGCUGACCAGAUUGACCAUAUGCAUAGUAAGAAGGUACAGCAAAGGCUGAAUGACAAACUCUGGCUGGUCGAAAAUAACUUACGAACGCACGGAACCUGGCGUAGUAGUGGUCCAUCCCACAUUGCUCUGACCACUCAAAAUUCCACUCCCUGCGGCCAGAAUAUAACCACAGAGGAUGGGGUGGUGGUGACCCUGCCACCAUGUAAGACUGGUGCUUGGAUUGUACCUGCGAUCAUGGCUUGCUACCUGCUGGUGGCCAACAUACUGCUUGUCAACCUGCUCAUAGCAGUGUUUAACAACACAUUUUUUGAGGUAAAGUCCAUCUCAAACCAGGUGUGGAAGUUCCAGCGCUACCAGCUAAUCAUGACAUUCCACGAACGGCCGGUCCUUCCUCCACCCCUCAUCAUCUUCAGCCACAUAACAAUGGUCCUAAAACAUCUAUGCUGCCGCUGGCGCAAGCAUGACGACGACGAGAGGGACUAUGGAUUGAAGUUAUUCAUCACUGAGGAUGAGCUGAAGAAAGUUCAUGACUUUGAGGAGCAAUGCAUAGAAGAGUACUUCAGAGAGAAAGACGACAGAUUCCACUCAUCAAAUGAUGAACGGAUCAGAGUCACAUCUGAAAGGGUGGAGAACAUGGCUAUGCGUUUGGAAGAGGUCAAUGAGAGGGAACACUUUAUGAAAGCAUCGCUGCAGACUGUGGAUAUUCGCCUGGCCCAGAUGGAGGAUCUAAUUGGGCGGAUUGCUGUGGCUCUGGAGCGCGUGACGGGUGUUGAGCGUGUGGAGGUCAACAAAGCACGCUCCCGGACCUCAUCUGACUGCACAGACUCAGCGUACAUACUCCGCCAAGCUGAGUGCCCGGAGUCUGCAUACAUCCUCCGCCAAAGCAGCUUUAACAGCACAGAGGGGAAUGCCUACCGCCUUCAGGAGGCAUUGGAGGGAGCAGCUGAGGGCUCCAUGUCCCCUCCCUCUCCUACUGGCAUCACCGCUCGGGCAAGGAGUCACUCUUUUUAUGUCGGGGGUGGACGUGCUAUCGAACGUGCAAGUGGGGCUGAGCGAGCUGAAAGUUUCUUUAAGGAGCGCUCGCUCAGUCUCCACAGAGCUAAUAGCUCGCAAUCUGUGUCUUCAGCUGCCGCCACCAAGGAGUCUAAGCCCCUCCCACUGGCGACGCUGUCGGUUUCCCAGCAGCACCGUCCGUCGUCAUGCAUUGAUAUCUACGUCUCGACCUCUGAGGAGGUGGGGCCAGCCGAGGUCUUUCUUGAUCCUCUCCGUGUGGUCCCACCCCUCCAGAGAGAUUCCUCACUGCAGUCAGAUAUCAUAGAGACGGUGCUGCCAGGAGGCCGUGACUUCAGCAGCACGGCUACUAGCGGCUUGGGCGACAGGCACUCGGAGGGCGGCGCAGGCAGCAGUGGAACGACUGGAGCUAUGUAUGACGACAGCGCGGCUGUUGAUUUGUCGUUGUGCUCAGCAAGCCUCUUACCAGACACCACCCUACCUCCUUGGGAUACGGAGCCGUCUCCACCUCCCUCCGCAGGGCUGCUCGAGCGCUCCAAGAGCAGCCGCUACCUCUCUACAGCAGGCACAGCUUUCCUUGAUGAGCCUCCUCUAGUCAAGUCCCACAGCCUCAUGUUCACGCCGAGAGGCUGUUACGGUGGGCUAGGGGCAGGAGUCCAGGUGAAGGCCGCAGAAUACACCAGCAUCACUGACUGCAUUGACACCCGCUGUGUAUCAUCUCCAUACACUCCUGCAGAAUGCUCACACUCACCAGGAGGAUCCACCUCAUUCAGCUUUGAUAAGCCGUCAGACAUUAGCUCCUCUCACCCGGAGAGAGAGGCAGAGCUAAGUCACACAGAGUCCGACCCCGAGGACCCCGAGGACCUGAUUCCAGCCUCCGAUACUCCUCGCAUUACAGGCCUCGGCAGGCCCAGCGGAGCUCCUCUCUGCUCCACCCUCUCCAGGCUGGAGCGAGCAAACAGCUGCUCCUCAGAUGACUCCCAUCCUUCACUCACUCUGGCUCCUCCUCAUCGGAAGAGCCUGUCAGUGAGCGAGAGGAUGGAGAGGGGACCGGGUUUGGGAGCAGACAGGGGACCUGGGCCUGGGGGACGGGGUCUUGCGGGGCACAGAUACCCUUUCCUCAGGAGCAAGUCCGGAGCGAGACCCGACACAGCCAAAACUGACAGUCUGUCUAUAAGGAAGCUGGCAACUCCAUCAGCCUUCCGCAGCUUCGAUAGACAAAACUACACGUGACAAGGGCCCACUGGCGCCCUCACACAUUGUUAGGGCCUGGGUGAAGACUGAAAAGGGCCAAGUUAUAGCAGGAUGAAAUUGCACAUUGAUGCUGAUUUGGAACAUAUCUAUACUUUAUUCACUUACAUUUUAGGUAUGGAAAGGUUUAGGUGUGAUCAGCAUUGAGCAUUGUUUUAUUCUGAGCAAAUAAUAGAAAAGGGCAGAAGACUCAGAAGGUCUGUGUACAUCACUUAAAAGAAAGAGUAAUGAAUUUAGACUAGUUGGUACCUCUUGUAGCAAUGUAACUUACAAUUGGGUGCCAUGGAAAUGGAAGUUAUAUUUGUCUUGUAGGUCUUCCACCAACCUAAUUUACAUCAAGUAGACAUUGGUCACUGUUUUGCAACACAUAUCACAACCACACUAGACAGAAAGUCUACUGUUAUCCUACCUGUAAUGUGUGGUAGGCACUGUUAAAUCCAAGAAACACAGAAAAGGGACAAGGAAGGAGAUAUUCAACUCAUUUUGUAGUUUUUCAUCAGCACAAUUGCUGCAAAGGUUUCACUUUAAAGCCUUUCUUAUUCAUCAUGGAAUCCUGAUACUCAAACACUACCAGGUUUAAAAGGUGACAAUCUCCAGCAGAGAAAAUGAGAACUGAACAUAUCGAUACUUCUAUCUCUCUCAACAACCCAAGUAAUCCAUGGAUUUUUAACAAAGUACAUCCAUAAAUGAAAUUGUGUUGUAAAGUGGAAAGACAGAAGAAUUGAGUACUGAAAGCCCUUACUGAAGUUAAUAACAAAUCACCAGAAAAUCUUUGUUCCUAAAUGAAGCUUCAAGACACAGUCCUUCUGGAGAAAGUAGGUUCAUGCAUUGUUGAUGUUUGACCAGUUUCUGCAUCGACUACUGUCUAUAAAGAUCCUAAAGGAUUUUGCGGUAGUCUUUUAUGAACUCAGAUCUUUUUCCAUCAGUUUGCUUUACUUUAUAAUGACCAUAACUUGCUGAAAAAUCAACCCUUGAAUGAUCAUCAGAUUCUUGAAUGUUUUGGUAGAUUUCUCCAACCGGUUUUAAAGGGGCUGUGUUGUGCAUUUUUUGGGCACAUAGUGCCAGUUUAUAGAACAAUCAAGUAACUAUUUCCUUCAGUUGUUAUAAAAAAUAAUAUAUACAAACAAGACUAAAAUGCAAUUUGACUUCACAUUUUACCACCUUGAAAUCAGGCCUCUGUCUCUUUAAAAGCUUCUGUUCUUUCAGACACUCCACCUUCAGCACCUCAUCUCAACAAUGUUUUUUUUUCAUUAGGCCUUUAACAAAGUUCUUUGGAGCUUUGGAUUGAAAAGAAAUUUGUAUGAUAAGCUAAGGAGGUGCGCAAUUCCGCCAGGGGUUAGCUAAUUGCUGAUGGCGCUAGUCUGAAGGAGCUGAGUGGGGAAGGCAUGGGGGAUGGAUGCUCUGUGAGGUGGAAUCUCAUCUUGGGGACUGCAACUCCGAGAUGAACUGCAUGGAAAGGGCAGCAUGAGUGCAAGCAAGCGCUUUGGCGCCCCCAAAUGGUUGUGUGAAGUGCACAAAGAAUUAAUGCAUGAAAGAAUCAAAGCAACACUUCAGGUACGUCUUUGAUGAGGCAAUGACAUUCUAACAUGAUAAGCUCAAAAAAGUCAGAUAGCCAAAGCUUAACUAGGUUUUAAUUUAACAAUCAUUUUUUUAGGGUCUUUGGUUUUACCCAUUGUGGUAUUUAUACAACAUGUCAACAAUCAGAAAUAUUUUUAUUGGCCAUAUAUUAGAGCUAAACUUGCUGAUAUUAUCUGCACUGAUGAGGAACAUGAUGAGUUUCUAUACUAGAAGGCAACCUGUUUCAUAGUAAAAUACACCCCAUUUUGUUUCAGUGAUAAUACCCUGUUCUAGUCCACUUUAUUACACAUAAUUAAACUUAUGGACUAAUUUGAUUUGAUUAUUUGGGUCAGAACAAAUAUUUAAAGUAAAUUUUACAUAACUGGCCCCAUUAGAAAUACAUUUACUAAGAAAAAUGUUGACAAACUUACUUUCUCUGCUGUAAUUUAUCAGUAGCCAACGUUUACACAUACAAGCUUUAAAGUAGUCAAAAUAGGAUUACAUUUUAAAAUUAUUAUUGAAUUCAAAAGGAUCAUCAAGAUAAACUGACAAAUCAUCAUUAUUUCUCAUUUGAAACAAUCCCUUAUUUGUAAGGGAUUGAAGUGGGUUGUAACAGAUUUACAAAAACUUUCUGAUACCUCUGAGCUUGUGCUUCAGAUAUUGGUUAUACAUAAAAGUGUGCAUAGUGAGACUACAUAGACGCACAACUUUUUGUCUGAAACCUUUUCAACCUUGUCCCCCAGAGCUCUAACAAGUGCAAUUGCAAAAGAUGAGGCUAAGUGGGCGCUAUAAACCUAUGAUCCAGCCUUGGCUUGAAACGAACCUGGUUUGAACUUUUCUUCUUUUGCCUGUGACUUACACCAAAAAUCUCCUCACUUAGUGAAUCAUAGAUCUGUUGUUUUCAGCCAUACUUCAGAUUUUAGCAGUGGUAUUAUUUUUCGAUCCAGCUUCACCUAAUAGAUCCGUCCUUCAUCUUUUCAAAUAUCCCCAUUUGUUGUAUUCAUUUUUUGCAGUGAAAGUCAAAGCAAGCCACCUAAAAGAGACUGUAAAGGAAGCAGCUGAUGGAUGACACGCCUAAAUAUAAACUAUGUACAGGUCACAACAAUUGCUUUAUAUUUUGUUUUUUAAAAAAGCACGAAUUUAUUCAUUUACUUCUUAAAAAAGCUUGAGAAUAAGCUAUUGAGUAUAUGCACUUUUGGUGAGAUUUAACAAAGGUGUGCAUCUUAGAUCACAUGAAGGAAGCAGAUCAUCAAACGAUGAGCGCUAGAUUCAUGUUUUUACAUUUCAAAUUUUUAUUCUGGUGGAAAAAGUAGGGGGGGAGAAAGAUGCCUAUCUCCAACAGAUUUGCAAAGAUAAUAACGGUGAGAUUAUUAAAAUCUAUCUUGAGCUUGAUGUUUAUAAACACUUUCUCACCAUUUCAAUUCAGUUUAAUCAUGAUGUAUUUAUUUUAAGAUGAUGAUUCUAUUUAUAUCUAUUUUCUUGCUCAUUAGCGAUGAUUAUAGUAAAUGCCUGUUUGAAUUACAAAAUGAUAUUUAUAUGUUUUCAGUGAUAUUUUUGUCAGAUUUUAAGUAUUUUCUAAUUAAGCUUUUAAAUAUGAUAAAGGAUGACCACCUACAUGCACUAAAUGAUAAUGUAAAAUAUUUAUUAAAUAUAGAUUAGUCUCAAAUGCUGUACAUUUCAAUUAUAUUUAAAGUAUUUAAAGUAGUUUUUAUUGUGUGUUUUAUCAACCGACUUAUGAGAUUUUUCUAAUGUUGAUAUGGCAAUACACAGUUGCCAGUAUACCAAACUUAGGGUGCCUUUUGGGCAUGGAUGGAGUAUGUUGGGAUUCACGUGAUUCAAGAAGUGUCUCAUUUUUUGUCUUUUUUUUUUCUCUCAUUAAGGGGUCAACUAUCAGUAAUGAUUUAUUCAUAGACUUUUGUUGUUCCCUUUCCCAUCUACUGUACAUAGUGGAGGAAUUGUUAUUGCGAGAUAACGUCAUUGCUUGUAUGGUUUUAUAAUUUAUUUAAAUACACCAAAAAUCGUGUGAGAUGUCUUUAGCACUGUGGCUUUGUGGAUUAAGAGAGCAAAUGAAUCUGUUUGCAUGCGACAGUGAGACGUUAUCUUGAGGACUGAGCUUCUCCGCUCGGCUGGUGCUGCUGUUGCUGGAGCUCUUCUGUCUAGCUUUAGUUGACUGACCUGAUUUGCCUCACCCCGUCUUUCAAUCAAAACUCUUCUAGACUGUUAAACAUUUCCAGUUGAUGAUGUUUUAAACACAUUAAGCAACUGUAGUGCUUUCAUCUGCAAAACCAGACGUCGCCAAACAUUUAUUUAAGGAAAGCCUCAAUGAAAUGUCCCUUCAACCAAAAGGUGCAUCUGCAUGUGUUGGAAUAUAGCAUAAAAACAUGUCAGUAAUUUAAUUCAGAUUGUAAAACUCAUUUAUUCUAGUUUUGUUACACACAGAUAUAUUCCCAGUGCUUAAAGUGGUUAAAUCUGUUGAUUGUAGCUUAUAGCUAAUGAAGUACCACAAAUUUGUUUCUUAAAAGAGCUGAAAAAUGAACACGAACAAUACAAAAAUUUUAACAAAAGUUAUAUUAUGACCAAGCUUCUAUUUGAAACCCGACAGCUGUCUAAAGUUUUUUAUAAGUGAAAGCCAAAAAGGGUCAGUGCUGAAGAACCUGACUGUUUGCAAAGGACUGAGUCCAACCAUAUCAGUGACAUGCUACAUUGAAGGAAAAAAGUGUGUUAGAAAUAGAAACAUGGUUGACUGCAGCUUUGACAAGUUUGUUAAACAGCACUUUUUCGAGUGGAACGAGGAGUUCACAAGAUAAUAGAGUACAGCCGAUUAAAGGCUUCACGAACCACCACACACCAGGACUUUCUGACUCCUGAGUGGGAACGCAUCAGGAACGUCUCACACGGACUAAGAUUCCAGACAGGAGCCAAAAGGAAUCAGUGCCACUGUAAAACUGGCUGGCCCUUUUUUUUAUUCUCACAGUUUUACAUUAACAAUUAAUUGAAAAUGUAAUUGUUGCACUUAGCUUCAGUCAUAUUAAAAUAGUUCAAUUUUCAUCUGGUAGACCAAGGGUGUGCAACCUGCAGAAAUAGAGCCCCAAGUGGCUCUUUUCUUACUAAACAUAUAAAAUAUUGCCCAUUUUAAAGUUUCUACAUUUGAUUUUAUCAAGGAACGCUGAUCACAUCCUGAUGAAUUUGUAUUCUAGCUAAAAGUCAUAUUUGCAUUUCAUUUAUAAAUCAAGGUAAAAAAUCUGGAUGAAGCGGAGACACAAGCAUCCAAAGUCAUCGUGGUUCAGCAUGUCGUUUACACAGUCAACAAUGAUUUUAAGAGCCAAGUCACCAUGUUGCUCCACUGUCCAACUCCAGUUUCAAAGUCACCAGGAAGCUACUUACCAGGAAAUUUCAGAGCAUUUUCCUCAGCUGCUGACAUUUAUGGAGAUAUUGAUUUUGUUUUCCAGUACAAAAGUAUUCCAAAAUUUGGCACCUCCCCACACUUUCAAAAGCCUGUUUUAUUGACUCUAAUGCUAAUGUCACAGGGCUGGAUUCCCCACACCUGGACCUUGACCUGAACAAUAAUCCAUCUUUACAAUUAUUCAUUGUCAAGAUGAAGGAAUUCAUAAUCCUCACUCUGCUGUGAUUAUGCCUAAAGUUUGUACGCCUUUUUAACAGUUGUUUUUCUUCCACUUAUCAUAAUUAAUGUGUUUGGACACAGUCCUUGGAGAGUAGCCAGCUUCUUUAUGAAAAUAAAAAAAACUUUCAUGGCUCAACUUCUUUUUAGAACGGCCGAUAACUGUCUCCUGGACAACUGCCAAGUCAGUCGUCUUCCCCAUGAGUUGUGAUAGGCCAUGACAUCAGAUUUCUAAAUUUCAAAUCUUUUUUUUAUUGGGGCCAUGUAACAUUUCGAAUUUUCUGAGAAAGUGGCCAUUAGCUUGUUAUUUGCUGGGUGCCGCAAAUCCAAGUUCCUAUGACCUUCUAUAACUUUUUAAGUUAAAUUUAAAAAAAAAAAAAACAGCUUCUUAAAAAUCACUUUCUAAUAAGCUGAGGUGCAUCUGUAUUGUUCGGAAUAUAAACUUAAGGUUUGCAGUGCCAUUGCAAGGUCAGAAUUGACCAUAAAAAUCGAACAGAACCAGAGUCGUACUCUGUUUGCUUCGAUAGGUGUGUGGGUUGCAUUGUGGAUAUGAAAGGAUGAUCCUAGGUCAGUGCUCAGGGACAAUAUUACCCCAGUGAUGCAAGUUAUAAAGUGUUUCACUGAGAUACAGUCGAAUAACAGAAAGAAAAGAACGACACAGAUCAGUUUGUUUAGAGCUGAAGGCAUCCAAUUUAAUCACUGUGCUUUAUGAGUCUAACCCAGAAUUUGGGAGAUUUUAGAGUAUACAUAUAAAUAUAUACAUAUAUAUACAUUGUGUUUUGUCUUAAAAGAUAGCAAUAGCAUAUGAAUGAAUGUCUUCAUACUGGCUCAUCUUGCUCACCUCCUGAAGUGUAAAAUGCUGAUAGUAAAAGCAAAACGGCGGGACUUUUUUCUCUCUCUUUUAUUUCCACCUUUUUUCUUCCCUACAGUGCUGACAUUGAGUAGGCUUUGGUCAUGCACAGUUGCUGCUUCCAUUUUGAACCAAACCAAACCGUCAAGCCAAAUGGAGACGGGCUAAGUUGCGUUUUGUUGACCUAUUGUCCAAUGAGAUGUGACAGGCGGGAGAUGAAAGGCGCUAAGGUUGAACAGUUCAGCUCAAGCUCUGUGUGAAAAAGUAUGAAAACAAAUGACUAUGUUUGACCUAAGCCCUUCCCUUUUGGCCUGCUGCAAUAUAUAUAUAUUUAUUUUUUUGUGAUCUGUUUAUCCCCACUGCAAAGACUAUCAAAUGACAGAUUUGUUCUGGGCUUGUAGAAACAACUAGUAUGAUUUAUACAUCUACAUGGCUGUUGUGGAAGGAGUUGUUACAACAGGAGAUGUGAAUGUGUGAAACCAGACAUGUAAAACACACCAUCAACAGGGAGGCAUGCCAGGACAAUACAGCCCUCCAUAUAGUCUAAGUGUACAGUAUUUUAAAAAUAUUUUCUAACGCUAUAUCACACGGUGUAGGGGAAAGAUGAGCAUUUAUUGAUAAUCAAGAGAUUGUUCCUUUUUUUCUCCUUUUAUAUGAAAUCCGUUGACAAGUGAGCUGAAGGAGAGUUUUUACACGCACAAACUUCUGCAAUAAUGGUUGAUGUUAAACUAAAAGGGACGUAGUGUAUCCCACCUAUUGGUCACACUUAAGUUUAUGUCCUUUGAAUGCAUGCAGUUCUUCCACUCAGCUUGUGCACAGAUGACUUGUAACGUUGACCGAGAGAAAGACGGAAAGAAAUUACCAUAUGAAAUAAAAGUAGUGCGUAUUUGGAUGCAAAUACAAAUCUGUACUCUUCAAUGUGACUAGGAUCCUGUCUGGCAUGCAUUGUUAAAUAAACAGUUAUAGAUUGGUA